Ictalurus punctatus (channel catfish) is the source of this 810-nucleotide messenger RNA. RefSeq names its product PRKR interacting protein 1 (gene prkrip1). The record is from RefSeq and is a predicted model, not a curated record. The transcript has 6 exons. Gene Ontology annotation, cellular component: nucleolus. Bases 34 to 603 code for a protein of 189 amino acids. Gene Ontology annotation, molecular function: protein kinase inhibitor activity; double-stranded RNA binding; protein kinase binding. NCBI's taxonomy places the organism in Eukaryota, Metazoa, Chordata, Actinopteri, Siluriformes, Ictaluridae. Gene Ontology annotation, biological process: negative regulation of protein kinase activity.
UAACCCGAAGAAGAACGGACCAGAUGGAAAAACAUGGCGGCGUCUGAGAAAGACUCGACACCAGGGAAGCCUCCAAAGAAGGACUCGCAGCCGUUAAUCAUUGCCAAAACUCCCGCAGAGGAGCAGCGGCUCAAACUGGAGAAAUUAAUGCGCAACCCGGAUAAACCGGCGCCGAUUCCGGAAAGACCGAAAGAAUGGGCUCCACGCUCCGCCCCAGAGUUCGUGCGUGACGUCAUGGGUUCCAGUGCUGGAGCAGGCAGCGGCGAAUUCCACGUCUACAGGCACUUGAGGCGGCGCGAGUAUCAGAGACAGGACUUUCUGGAAGGACUGUCUUUAAAGCAAAAGCUGGAUGAAGACUAUAAGAAGAAAAUGAAGGAAAAUGCGCAGGCAGCUGAGGAGAGGACAGCCAAACGCAGGAAGAAGAGGGAGAAGCUCAAGCAGAAAAAGUUGAUGGUCAAGAAAUCCAAACAGGAGAGCAAGAACCAAACAGACUCUGAUAAAGAGCAGGAGGAGUCCUCGGAGAGCGAGAAAGAGGAGGAGGAAGAGAAAGAACAGGAGGAGGAUGGUGCUGAGGAACCCAGCUUUGUCAUGGGAAAGAGGUGAUUCCUGAAGACUCUUCUCAGGAAAGCACCAUGGUCCUGAAUCCCUUCAACAAGGAGAAUAGACUUUUCUAAAAGCUCAGAAGGAAUGGUCAACCAGGACUCGUAGAAAAUUACCAGACGUUGUAUUUCUUCUCAAGAAUGUUCUCUCUCCUUAUGUUUUUUUUUGUACAUAUUAUAUUUUUUUAUAAACAUCACACAAACACCGGUC